UGAUGUCGGCACUGCUUUGCCUCGUAGCUGGUGCACUUUUCUUCUAUGUGAUAGUGUAUUACGCUGUGUUUAGAGGAGCCAGGUGUUCCAGUUUAGUGAGGCUGAAUGGGAAGACGGCCAUUGUUACAGGAAGCAACACUGGCAUCGGCAAGGCCACGGCUCUGGAACUGGCAAAGAGAGGAGCCAGGGUGAUCCUAGCCUGCCGCAACAAGGACAAAGCUGAGUCAGCUGCAUAUGACAUCCGUAGAGAGAGUGGGAACAAUCAGGUGGUGUUCAUGCAGUUGGAUCUCGCGAGUUUCAAGUCUGUUCGCAGCUUUGCUGAAAUUUUCCUGAAGUCUGAACCCAGACUGGACAUCCUCAUCAACAACGCAGGUGUGAUGGGUCCAGGACGUACUGAGGAUGGAUUUGGCAUGGCGUUUGGGGUUAACCACCUGGGUCACUUCCUGCUCACCAACCUUCUCCUGGAGCGCCUGCAGCAGUGUGGUCCCAGUCGCGUGCUCACCGUGGCCGCACUGCUGCACUGCUUUGGCAGCCUUGACUUCCCUCUGUUGGCUUCCAGGAAGGACUUAGUAUCUGGUCAGUCCACCUGGGACAACUUUCAAGCCUACUGCAACAGCAAGCUGUGUAAUGUGCUGUUCACCAGGGAGCUGGCCAACAGGCUGGAGGGUACCGGUGUCACCUGUUACAGCCUCCACCCAGGAGUCAUCUACACAGAACUGUGUCGCAGUCUGAGCCUGUGGCAGCAGCUUCUCCUGAUGCCCUUGGCCAAGCUCUUCUUCCUGGAUCCUGAGGGGGGGUCUCAGACCACCCUGCACUGUGCCCUGCAGGAGGGCAUUGAGUCCUUCAGCGGACGCUACUUCUCUAACUGUGCACUGCAACAGGUGGGAGCCAAGGGACGAGAUGAUGCUCUGGCAAAGAAGCUGUGGGAAGUCAGGUUUUUUUUUGAGUCCCCUUAAGAAGAGCUGAGACUUCAGAGGACACCUCACAGCCAUUAGCGGAGAUCCCAGAGAUUUAGAGGUGAUUUCAGAGAGAACCUUUUCCAGUACUGGAUGGCGAUCCCAGCCCAUGAGAUACAGGACCUGUCGCUGCCAUAAGGAGGAUGUGCACUGAACCCCUACAUCAAGUGCGGUAGGAUUGAACUGAGCACACACGUCUUCCAGGACAGAGACCAUACCUACUUUUCUCCGUACUGGUCCCACACUGGAGUUGGAUUGCAAAAUGUGACUUUUAAAGAGACAUUGAACAAUAGACCCGGGUCUGUCUUAAUUUUUUUAUGUGCGCACAGUUUAUUUUUUUAGUUUGUUAUUUUCUAAGUGAACUUGUGGAACAAAUAUACAUUGAACUGGAACUUACCGGUUGAAUUGCUAUUACCCUGUUCAGAUAUUUUCAGUAGAAGCCGUUAAAAUCUACAGUGGCGUCCUGUGGUUCUGCUUCACUAUUGCUACCCAUCCUCUUGGCUCCAGUUCAAAUCUUUUUUACAGUUACCUCUAAUAUUCCUUUCCUCACACAGUACCUAGUAGCACAUACUGGUUACAUUAGUAUUGUACUUUUCCUCAUUUGUAUGUUAUUUUUUUUUAAUAUAUAUACUUUAUUAAUCCCCCUGAAGGGAAAUUCAAUUUUUUCAAUGCGUUGUCAUUAACACACAGGUCCAAAGUACACACACAUGCACAAACAGGACCUAUACAUGCACAAAGUGGAGAGAUGUCAGAGUGAGGGGGCUGCCAUGGACAGGCACCCUGAGCCGUUGGGGGGUUCGGUGCCUUGCUCAAGGGCACCUCGGCAGUGCCCAGGAGGUGAACUGGCACCUCUCUAGACACCAGUCAAAUCUUCAAGCUGCAAGUUCCACAGAAUGUCUUUGUGUUUAUCUGCUGUGGUUUUGGACUUUGGGGGGAGGAUGCAACCUUGUCUCGUUCUUGACUGAACGAGCAAACACAGAGUUUUAUCCAUGAUGACACUGCAUCCAAAAUUUUCAUAGAAUGCUGGGGUAAUAGGCAUGCAUUUUGGUGGAAUUCCAUAGGCACCAAGUAUCUGUCAGAGCAAGUGCUUGUCUUGCUAAAACUACAAAGAGCAAUAUAAAUGGAGUCAAUGAUAAAUGCACUCAGUGACAUGAUGUCAGCAUUUAAAUUGUUUGGUGUGAAUUUAAAUGCAACUAAGUUGAAUGCAGCUCUUCAAUUAAUUGCAGGAGUUGAUACAGAACAAAAAGCAACCUUGGUGAGAUGUUACAGUCAAACUGCAUCAAAGUUCUUCACCAGCAUAACAAGAUACAGUAGAAUCUGGCCAUGCAUAUAUUACAUGUUUAUGUUAAUGCAGCUCUUUAGGUCACUAGUAGCCUGUGAGAGUCACUGCUGGAAAAGUGAUAAAAGAUCAACAGCAGAAACUAGUUUGGGCUGGGGUUGCAGCGAUAUACUAACCUGGAAAUCCAGAUGCCCCGCCCCCGCUGCGCUGUAGGAGUCGAAAAGUAAACAGCCAAGAUGGCAGCUGCCGAAGGACCGCGUCCAUUCAAUUUAGCUUUGGAAGAAAUGCUAAGCCAACUACACCUAUCUUUUUCCUUGGGAGAGGAACAGAAGACUGCCCUAGAAGCCUUCGCUUCCAGGAAGGAAGCUUUUGCCGUUUUGCCAACGGGAUACGGCAAAAGUAUAAUAUAUCAGUUAGCCCCACUGGUCGGCAAACGUUAGCCUACAUACAGACAGCUUCAAUUUUAGUUUGUCUUUAACACCUUGAUGUUAGCACCGCGAGCGCGAUGUGCUUGUGUCGACUGCGAUCCUAAAUCAUAAUAGAGGUGAAUGAGAGACUGUGGACAGAGCAGACUGAAAUAUGGCUUUCUACAUGCUGAUCACAUGUAUUGAUAAAGUAUUGGCUUGGCUGGCAGAGGUUUUAUUGCAGUUACUCACAGUAACAAGCGUAGUUGUUGUCAACUAGAGUGAUCUUGAAGUUAUAUUCCCUUCAUCUGCACUGCGGCCUCUCUGCUGUUGAGUUUGUGUGUCUGUGUGUGUGCGCGCUGUGAGGGGUGACAUGCAGAGAGCAGGAGAAAGGCUGCAGAAUGAUGAUACAUGAAACCGAAACUUUAAAAAGUAACGCCGAUAAUAGCGGAGCUUACUAUUAUUAUGGUCUUGAUUAAACUUCCCUUGGGUUGUUUAAUAUUGGGUGUCCAACUGUCGUUACAGCCCGUCCGAGUGGUUCAUGCCAGGCUUGAAUCAAACCCACCAUUGGUGAUGUACGCAUCGUCUCAUUUGAUGUUGCCCAAUAAGACUCCAGAAUGUCAUUGCAUUAUUUUUUUCUCAAUAGAUGCAGGUGUCAAAGCCGUGUUGACAGGAAAGAGGCAGAGGAGAGAACUGCAAAAUCACCUGGGGCAGUGCGGGCAGGGCAUCAAGGCCACUGUGGCCUUAGGGCAGAUAUUUUUUUCAAGGGCACAGGGCCAAAUGAGGAGGGCCAUGGCCCUUGUGGCCCUUGUGAAAUUCCUGCCCUGGUGGACACCCAAGAUUAGUGCCACCAAUUCAGUAUUUGACCAAAUGUUCCUGAGAUGUGGUGUUGAAUUCUUGAGUUUUGGCCAAAAACAUGUUUUGUGAGGUCACACUGAUCUUUGACCUACGACCACCAAAUUUUAAUAAGUGUAUUCUUGAGCCCAAGUUGACGUUUGUGCUAAAUUUAAAGAAGCUCCCCUGAGGUCUUCUUGGGAUAUCAUGUUCAGGCAGAUGCAAGGUCACAGCAACCUUGACCUUUGACCACCAAAGUCUCAUGAGUUUAUGGUUGAAUCCAAAUCUCCACCCUCUGGACUUGCAGACUGAGCCCUUGCGGCAGUGCUUAAUUUCGAAAAUUAGAAGUAGGGGAACACUUUUUGCCUCUGAGAGAGCAGUGUUCCCCCACUCCCAAAAGUGGGGGAACACUUUUUUAAGCGGCACCUGAGCUGCCUCACUGCGUGACUCCGAACUGAAUGGUUGUGACAUCUAGUGUUGUCACGGUACCAAAAUUGGGACCCACGGUACGAUACCAGUGAAAGUAUCAUGGUUCUGAGUAGUAUCAUGAUACCGCAGCGAAAAUGAGGCAGAUGUGCCUUUUGUCAUUUAUAAAAAGAUAAAUCACUUCUCUAUAAUACAUCAAUGAUAUUUCAAUGGAAUAAAUUACUUAUUGACUUAUUCAUACUUCAAAAACAGCAUCAAUAAGUGAUUAACAUAGGGGGGAUCAAAAUAAAAUAAAUAAAUAAAAUAAUAAAAUGAGGUUUGUGGACUGUUACCUGCCACAAAGAGAGAAAUGUGAACGGCUCAUUUCUCCUCUGACACAUCACAUACCUGUGUGCCGCCACGGCUCGGUUGUCCAGGUACUACUGGGCAGUCAUGACGCCAACGAAGGAAAUUAGGCUACUGGACCUGGAGUCUGACAUCUCUGUCACCGUAAGCCAUUAUCUUGUGCCGCGGAGCCGCCGUAGGCUAUCUGACUGCCGUAUUCCUGUCUGUGACCCCCGUUCAACCCACAACCGGCAGGAUUUGCCUUUCGUUUCUGCUGCUGGUUGAAAUCUGUACUCUUUUCUGAAAAGAUCCUGGUAUGCGUUCCAGUACGUUCCGGCUCAAAUUAAGCACUGCCUUGCGGACUUCAGGCGUACGUAAUGUGAUGUCUUCACCGUCAUCACGUAAAGUCUGCAAGAGCGGGAGUCUGCAGCAUUAUAGAAGGAGCUAAUAGACAGGCUUGGAGUCUGUUUCACUCGUUUCCGUGGGAACAUUUGAGAGACUAUCAUGUAUACGGUGAUCACUGCAGCACUCACCUACAUGAUUGCACAGCUUUUAUAGGUUAGGCUGCAGUAUUAAAAUUCAUAUUGAUUAUCCCUAUAGGUUAAACUUCUAAAUAUUUCUGUACCAUGAUGUUGCUGAAUUUUAUAUCUGGCCUAAAUUAUUCAAGUAACAUUUUAAUAUUACAAUUUAUAAUAAGUUUAUGUGGUUUUGUGUGUGUAAAACGACUGAAUGAAUUGUGGAAUUGGACAGCCUUAAGCACUCCUGGACUUCCCGUGAACGCGCCCGCAAAGUCCGUGAGUCUGCAAGUGCGGUGAAGUGCGGACAUUUGGAUUCAGCCUAUUGUUGAGUCCAAGUGGACGCUUCUGCCAAAUUUAAAGAAUGUCCCUCAACGAGUUCUUGAGAUAUCCCGCUCACAAUGGAUGGGACUUAUGGACUACUCAAAAACACAAUGCCUCCACUCUGGCGAUAGCCAUGGCCGGCAUAAAUAACGCACCCUGUGCACAUUUUUAACUGUAGCAUGUAACUCCACCAAAGUUACUCACCGCCACAGAUUCCCAGAUUUCAGAAGACAUGACCUCAGUGUGGGGUGAUGAGAUGUCAUCAAAAGUGAUGCUUCAUUCAUAGUCACACUUGUAAAAUAUCAUUACAGAACAGUAUAAAUGUGUUGCAGCCUCAUUUCCUGGAUGUCCAUUAGAUAAGAAAGAAGUGUUGUUUCAGGCCAAAGGUCUGCAGCUCAGGAGUGUGCACUUCUCUUCCUUGAUCUAUACUUCAUAGAUGUUCUGUCAGUCCUGCUCCACUCUCUUGUUUGAGAAGCAGCUCAUUGAUGACUUGUGUGUUGUGUUUGCUUUGGGCAGACUCCACAGCGCUGCAGUACUUAGUGACUGGAUUAGUGCAUCAAUUAGGCAGCUAUUGGAUGCAUAGAGCCAUGCUGAUUGAUUUAGAUGCUGUGGGAACCUUGUGCAGGUUGUUUGUGUGGGGACAAUAUCAACACAUCUCAGUGAUGGAAAACUAUUUUGUUCUCUCUGUUUCACUUUGUUACUGUUUUUAAUGAAUACAGCUUUUUGGCAUAUUUGCUGCCAGUGAAAGUGAAGAUAAACCUGAUGUGUAUGAAACACAUUGAAAUGUGGUUCAAGGCCCAGACACACUAUACUAGGGCUGCACGAUGCAUCAUUUAAACAUCAUCAUCGCGAUGUGCGCAUGUGUUCAUGUGUGUGUUUCUGAUAUAAAAAGGAUGAUGUCGACCAAAAGAGUGUACUGUGCCAACAGUGCCUCGCUGUUGUCGCCACAACACGAGGUAACACAACGAAUCUUUUUGAUCACCUAAGUCACCAUCACAGAGUGCUGUAUGAUGAGUGCAAAGCAAGAACUCAAACAAACAUUACAGCACAAAAAACUAAAAGAUGUUUACUACUACUACUUAAAAUAAAGUGUUAAAUAAUGUCUUUUUUGUCACUUGUGUUAAUUCCACUUGUGUGAAUCAACCUAAUUCUUUCCAAAUAGAGCUACUCAAGUCAUCUGGUGAGAAUUCUUGUAUUUUUUUAACAUCGCAAUAUACAUUGCAAAAAAAAAAAAAGAAAUCACAAUGUCAGUUUUUCCAACAUCGUGCAGCCCUACACUAUACCAACUUCAAAGAAGUAACAGCAGGGAAAGCUGACUGUAUUUAAACAGACAGUAAAAAACAGUCCUGUUUGACAUAGUUAACCUAGUGAUCAUGGAAUAAAUGCAAUAAAGUUAAAGUAAAUUAUAAGUAUUUAUCAUACAUCAUAGUAACAAGUAUUAAACUGAUCUGAAGUGAAUUAAAGUUAUAUAAAGCGCACUGUGUCACAGAGACCAAACUUCCAGAAAGGUCAGGUCUUCUAAUUUUAGAAAAAGAAAAGUAAGCAUUUGUACAAUUUGUAAAGUGUCCAACCUCCUCUCAUUUCCAGGUCAAAUACUUUUGGUUUGUCACGCUCCUCAGUCUCAUAGUGAUACACAGUGAACCCUUCAACUUUAACUUUAACAUUAUGUUACACACAGCUGAAACACAUUGUAACGCAUGAUUCAACGCCCAGACACACCAUACCAUCUUCAAAGAAGUAGCAGCAAUGGAAGCUGACUGUUGUUACGCCUCACAUCACCUGUGUCUCAGCCACAAAGUUGCACAUAAACACACUGCAAAGACUAGCUCCAGCUAACCAGCAUGUAUGGUCAGUGCCUAAUAAAUAAUAAUCAAUUACUAUCCACACCAGCAUAGGCGGUAGUGUGUAAUCAUCAUACAAAAUGGAAACCGGAAGACUGUCUUGAUGCUAGUUAGCCAGUUAGCACAUUAACAACACAAUCAAGCUUUGAAAAAAUAAAUGAUAUUUACUGUAUGCCACUGAACAAUAACGCAGACCAUCAAGAAAUGUUUCUGCUUCACUGUACGUUCACACCAAAAGCUGCCAGAGCUGCAAAGGCAUCAGGUCUAAUUCAUUUUCAAUGGAUAGUGGCGACUAGAGGGGUUCUGAGCUGCAAAAGCGAUGAGCGGAGGCAGUUUGGCAAAUUGGGCUGCAAAUGAAAGUUGAAGACUGGUUAACUUUAUGCAAAUUAGCUAUGAUGCAUUGGAGCUGCAAAUGACCAGCAACCAAUUGGAAUGUAAAUGUCCAUCGCUUGUGUUUAACCCAGAGAACAUCCUUGGAAACUUUUAGUUCCUACCACAUAUUCGUUCCUACUUCAAAACAAGCAGCGAGCUGUCAAACUGAUCUAUGUUCAGCCUUGGAACCUCUCCCUAUCCAGCCGCAGCUUCCGCACCAGCCAAUGAUAUUCCCUGUGCUGUUCCUGGAGGAUAUCGUAAACCCAGAUCAGACGGCGGCUACAUCCACGCAGGUAGCCUACCACAUGGCAGCACAAAUUACAAGAGUGUCUUCUUUCAUGUUGAAUCGAUACACAAGUGUGGACAAGCGCACGUACUUAUACAAUUUCUUUGUGCUCUGGAACACUUGUUCUUAGUGGGAAUGCAGUUAAUUUGCUCUCCUUACCACCAGUUUAACUAAUCGCACUGCAGGCACUUAAACCCAAACCAGUGACAGUGUUUCCCCUAGGUUUACAGCUUUGGGGGGGAUAACAAAUCAAAAGAUUUUGCUCAUAUUCGGUUCGGGUUUGGCCCACUUGACAUGCUGCUGUGUUGUGCUACGGCCUAUUCAAGUGCUGGAAUUUGUUAUUUACAUGACAACACCUGAACGCAACACAGGCUGUGUGUGUUUAAUGUUUAAUGUCGACCUAUUUAGACUUUUUAUUCUGUUUUCAUUGUCCAAACGUGAAAGUUUCUGUACUCAGGAAAAUGCACAAAGUCAAGUAAUUUGACGUCAUGAGUGACUUUUGGUGUGAACGGUUAAAGAGCUCAGUGGAGAAAGAAAAAAAUAAUCUUACCUUAUGUAACAAGUUUGUUUCAGUCUCACUCCCUCUUGACUGUACUCUUUGUUUACUUUCCUCACUUACGUUUCUCUUUUUUUGUGCUAAGCUGAACUGCCAUUCAGAGUGAUUUCAUUAAUCCAAGGGGCUCCGCCUUCUCCUAUGCUGAUUCAACAUGCUGAAUCAGCCUAAUAAAAGCCGAUGGGGGCUGACAAGAGAGAUCAUCCAUUGUAAAGACUGUGUUCAAAGAGAAGCAGAACUAAUAAGAUUUAAUUUGAUUGUUAUGGGUCCUUUAUGGGACGGCACGUGGUACGGUGGUUAGCACUGUCGCCUCACAGCAAGAGGGUUCCUGGUUCAAUCCCAGGAGGGAGCCCCUCUGUGCAGAGUUUGCAUGUUCUCCCCGUGUCAGCAUGGGUUUUCUCCAGGUACUCCAGCUUCCUCCCACAGUGCGAAUGGUUGUCUGUCUCUAUGUGUCAGCCCUGUCAAUCAAUCAGUCAAUCAAUCAUUUAUAAAGCCCAAUAUCACAAAUCACAAUUUGCCUCACAGGGCUUUACAGCAUAUGACACCCCUCUGUCCUUUGGACCCUCACAGUGGAUAAGGAAAAACUCCCCAAAAAAACCCUUAAACAGGGAGAAAAAAUGGUAGAAACCUCAGGAAGAGCAACUGAGGAGGCAUGCCUCUUCCAGGACGGACAGACGUGCAAUAGAUGUCAUACAGAACAGAUCAGCAUAAUAAAUUAACAGUAAUCCGUAUGACACAAUGAGACAGAUGGAUGUAAACAUCAGCACCAGCUUGACCGGUGGGGCUGAGGAACAGAAGCUAAUGCUGGUUGGAUAAACCAGGGAGCAGCCAAGCCGCAGCAGAAACGAAAGGCGAAUCCUGCUGGUUGUGGGUUGAACGGGGGUCACAGACACAGACAGAAAUACAUAUUCCUGUCAAAUACGGCAGCCAUAGUGCUCCGCGGCGCAAGAUAACGGCUUACCAGCGGCCGACAAGCCCGGCUCUAGGUCCAAGAAGACUUCGUCAGUGUCAUGACUGCCCAAAAAUACCUGAACAGCUGAGCCGUGGCAGCACACAGGUAUGUGACGUGUCAGAGGAGAAACGAGCCGUUCACAUUUCCACAAACCUCACCGCACUUUAGGGACUGUUCUUUACUUAUGAAGGGACUGUUCUUUACUUGUCAGGGGAGGAGGGUGGCUGGUUGAUUUUUAUUUUAUUUAUUCAUUUUAUUUUGAUCCCCCCAUGUUAAUCACUUCAAUCAAUCAAUCAUUGAUGCUGUUUUUGAAGUAUGAAUAAGUCAAUAAGUAAUUUAUUCCAUUGAAAUAUCAU
Epinephelus fuscoguttatus (brown-marbled grouper) is the source of this 9422-nucleotide messenger RNA. RefSeq names its product dehydrogenase/reductase SDR family member 13-like. The record is from RefSeq and is a predicted model, not a curated record. Lineage: Eukaryota; Metazoa; Chordata; Actinopteri; Perciformes; Serranidae. The transcript is spliced from 6 exons. The coding region runs from base 3 to 956 and encodes 317 amino acids.